CGAAACUGUCAUCCAGCGUCUGUGGUGGAUGCAUUUUGAGUCGCGGUUGCAUAUUUUUUUUCGUUCGUCCGCCAGCGUGAGGAAAAGUUAGGCUGAUUUUUCCUCUUACGUGUAUUUUUUUGAAUAUUGUUCAGCUGAAAUAGCGACAAGAAGGACACGCUUUCAUCUGAAACGAGACACGUCAAAAUGUUCGAGGAGCUCUCCAAAGGUGAGCUCACGCUCUACUCGAUUUUGAUUUUCCUAUUCCUGGAAAAUCUGGUCAACCUGUAUCUGACGCGCCGGCAGAUCUUUGUGUAUGAAACGAGCAAAGAAAUCCCGGAGGAACUGCGCGAUGUGAUGAAAAAGGAGACCUUCGAGAAGGCCCGGCUUUACGGAUUGGACAAGGCAAACUUUGAGGUUUUCAAGCUGCUGGUUUGUGAUGUUGGAAUUGCCACUAUUGAACUGUACACCGGAUUCGUGGCCCAGGUCUGGGCUCGAGCACUGGAAGUCUCCGCCAGGGUUGGACUGAAUCCGGCGAACGAAAUCCACGUUAGCAUCGUGUUUCUAGUAAUGAUUAACAUCAUCGGGAUAUUUAAGGAUAUGCCGUUCAAGAUCUACGGGACUUUUGUUCUGGAGGAGAAGCACGGAUUCAACAAGCAGACCCCGGGAUUUUUUAUCAAAGACCAGAUCAAAUCAUUCCUGGUUGGGCAGGUCUUGUCCAUUCCCAUUGUGGCCGCCAUCGUGUACAUCGUUCAAAUUGGCGGAGAUUACUUCUUCAUUUGGCUGUGGGCUUUCGUGGGAGUUGUUUCCCUAAUUUUGAUCACGGUUUAUCCGGUUUACAUCGCACCCUUGUUCGAUAAAUUCCGUCCCCUGGAGGACGGGGAACUAAAGACCAGCAUCGAGAAGCUCGCCGAAUCCCUGCACUUCCCGCUCGGCAAACUGUUCGUUGUGGAAGGCUCGAAACGCUCGGCUCACAGCAAUGCAUACUUUACCGGGCUCUUUGGAGCCAAGCGGAUUGUUCUGUUCGAUACGCUUCUACUGAACAAAGGCCUGGCCGACGAUUCGACGCUGGCGGAUGAUGAGAAAGGCAAAGGCUGCGAAAACAAGGAGGUUUUGGCGGUUCUGGCUCACGAGCUGGGACACUGGAAGUUGGGUCACGUUCGGAAGAAUAUCAUUAUUAUGCAGGUUCAAAUGUUCUUGAUCUUCAUCGCCUUUUCUCAACUGUUCAAAUAUUCGCCACUGUACCAAGCGGUCGGUUUCCCAGAGAAUGUCCAACCGAUCCUGAUCGGAUUUCUGGUGAUCGUCAUGUACGUCCUGGCGCCGUACAAUACGUUGAUUUCCUUCGGAAUGACUAUUCUGUCGCGUCGCUUCGAGUAUCAGGCUGAUGACUUCGCCAACGGUCUUGGAUAUUCGAAGGAUCUGGGCAAGGCUCUGGUCAAGCUGCAUAUCGACAACCUAGGCUUCCCGAUCUACGAUUGGAUGUAUUCGGCAUGGAACCACUCGCAUCCGACUUUGCUGCAACGGUUGGAGCGUCUGAAGGCCACCCAGAAGAAGGACAGAUAGGUGACCGGAGCUGCGCGUAGUUCGUACUAGUCGGAAGGCGGUGGUAUUAGGAGGCGUUCAAAUUUCCAGAUGUCAUAAAAGAUGCAAUUUACCAAACACUGAGUCUGAGCAGCAAAGUACAUUCAAUUUUGUUUUUAGUUUAGCACACAAAAUAUUAGAAGAAAUAAUAAAGACUUAUCAGCUUCUUAUCAAA
Molecule: messenger RNA, 1735 nt
Organism: Aedes aegypti (yellow fever mosquito)
Lineage: Eukaryota; Metazoa; Arthropoda; Insecta; Diptera; Culicidae
Product: CAAX prenyl protease 1 homolog
Exons: 3
Coding region: 187-1542 (451 amino acids)
Biological process (GO): CAAX-box protein processing
Cellular component (GO): endoplasmic reticulum membrane
Molecular function (GO): metalloendopeptidase activity
Source: RefSeq, a predicted model, not a curated record